UGUUACGUUAACUGUGUUCAAAUUAUAAAAAUGUCAGAUGUGAGAGAUUGGUUUAAUUCUUUACCAAUUUUUACAAGAUAUUGGCUGUUAUGUACAGCUAUUUGUACAUUAAUCGGAAGAUUCGGAUUAGUAAGUCCGCUCUCACUAAUAUUGAUAAAUGAUCGGUUCAUAAAUAAUUUUGAAAUUUGGAGAGCAGCAACGUGUGUUUUCUAUUACCCUCUCAGCCCGGCUACAGGAUUUCAUUUCUUAAUCAAUUGUUAUUUCUUAUAUAAUUAUUCAUACAAGUUAGAGCGUGGGGAAUAUGAUGGACGACCAGCAGAUUAUUGUUUCUUACUCUUAUUCAAUUGGAUAUGCUGUGUUAUUAUAGGACUUAUAGGUGAAUUUGUAUAUCUUAUGGAUCCUAUGGUACUCAGUAUAUUAUAUGUGUGGUGUCAAUUGAAUAAAGAUGUUAUCGUUAAUUUUUGGUUUGGUACGCAAUUUAAAGCAAUGUAUCUACCAUGGGUAUUAUUUGCAUUUAAUCUUAUUAUCUCUGGAGGUGGUAUGAUGGAACUUUUUGGUAUUCUGGUAGGACAUCUUUAUAUAUUUUUAAAAUUCAAAUAUCCUCAAGAAUUUGGUGGACCUGAAUUAUUGAAUACUCCAAAAAUUCUUGAAUCUUACUUUCCACCUCAAAGAAGUGGUAUCAGAUGGUUAAGAGUUGCACCUAUUCCAAGAGCACAAGAACGACAGACUAGAAAUACAUUUGGUCAUAAUUGGGGACGAGGAUAUGUGUUGGGACAAUGA
This is a messenger RNA of Habropoda laboriosa, 780 nucleotides long. It is a transcript of the gene Der-1, whose product is annotated as derlin-1. The record is from RefSeq and is a predicted model, not a curated record. Gene Ontology annotation, molecular function: ubiquitin-specific protease binding; misfolded protein binding. Gene Ontology annotation, biological process: endoplasmic reticulum unfolded protein response. The coding region runs from base 31 to 780 and encodes 249 amino acids. The transcript is spliced from 2 exons. NCBI's taxonomy places the organism in Eukaryota, Metazoa, Arthropoda, Insecta, Hymenoptera, Apidae. Gene Ontology annotation, cellular component: endoplasmic reticulum membrane; Hrd1p ubiquitin ligase ERAD-L complex.